GAAUCGCUCCGUGAGAGCCCGGCGAGGCUGCGCCGCGGCCGCGGGCUCCGGGCACCAUGCAGAAGAGCGUGCGGUACAACGAGGGGCACGCCCUGUACCUGGCGCUGCUGGCCCGCAAGGAGGGCACCAAGCGCGGCUACCUCAGCAAGAAGACGGCGGAGACCAACCGCUGGCACGAGAAGUGGUUCGCCCUCUACCAAAACGUGCUCUUCUACUUCGAGGGCGAGCAGAGCGCCCGGCCCGCCGGCAUGUACAUGCUGGAGGGAUGCAACUGCGAGCGGGUGCCCGCUCCCAAGGGAUGCGCCGCGGGCAGCGCCAAGGAUGCCGCGCUGGACAAGCAGCAUUACUUCACCGUUCUCUUUGGCCAUGAGGGGCAGAAGCCGCUGGAGCUGCGUUGUGAGGAUGAGGUGGAUGGAGAUGAGUGGGUAGAAGCUAUUCACCAAGCGAGCUAUUCAGACAUCCUGAUCGAGCGGGAGGUGCUGAUGCAGAAGUACAUCCACCUCGUGCAGAUCGUGGAGACCGAGAAGGUGGCAGCCAACCAGCUCCGGCACCAGCUGGAGGAUCAGGACACCGAGAUCGAGAGGCUGAAGUCGGAGAUUGUAGCACUGAAUAAAACAAAGGAAAAAAUGCGACCUUAUCAUGGCAACCAGGAAGAUGAAGAUCCAGAUAUUAAAAAAAUUAAGAAGGUUCAGAGCUUCAUGCGGGGUUGGUUAUGCAGAAGAAAAUGGAAAACCAUUGUCCAAGAUUAUAUUUGUUCUCCUCAUGCAGAAAGCAUGAGGAAGAGGAACCAGAUAGUUUUCAACAUGGUGGAGGCUGAGUCUGAGUAUGUGCACCAGCUUUAUGUCCUUGUGAACUGUUUCCUGCGGCCCCUGAGGAUGGCAGCGAGCUCCAAGAAGCCGCCUAUCAGUCACGACGACGUCAGUAGCAUUUUCCUCAACAGUGAAACAAUCAUGUUUCUUCAUGAGAUAUUUCACCAGGGUUUAAAAGCAAGAAUAGCUAACUGGCCUACCUUAAUUCUAGCUGACUUAUUUGACAUUCUGCUGCCAAUGCUGAACAUAUAUCAAGAAUUUGUUCGGAAUCAYCAAUAUAGCCUACAAGUCCUGGCGAACUGUAAGCAAAACAGGGAUUUUGACAAACUCUUGAAGCAAUAUGAAGCCAACCCAGCAUGUGAAGGCCGAAUGUUGGAAACUUUCCUUACCUACCCCAUGUUUCAGAUUCCCAGAUACAUUAUAACACUUCAUGAACUUUUGGCUCACACACCACAUGAACACGUUGAGAGAAAAAGCCUUGAAUUUGCUAAAUCUAAGCUAGAAGAACUUUCAAGAGUGAUGCAUGACGAGGUGAGUGACACGGAAAACAUCCGGAAGAACCUGGCCAUAGAGAGRACCAUAGUGGAGGGCUGUGACAUAUUGCUAGAUACCAGCCAGACCUUUAUUCGCCAAGGUUCCCUUAUCCAAGUCCCCUCAGUUGAGAGGGGAAAGCUUAGYAAAGUUCGCCUGGGCUCGUUGUCUUUGAAGAAAGAAGGAGAAAGACAAUGCUUCUUGUUUACAAAACAUUUUUUAAUUUGUACAAGGAGUUCAGGAGGAAAACUGCACCUUCUCAAGACAGGUGGUGUUCUGUCUCUAAUAGAGUGCACACUGGUCGAGGAGACAGAAGCCAGUGAYGAUGAUUGUAAGUUAAAUUCAGCUGUCAGUACAAAAGGCUCUGGGCAGGUGUUUGGACACCUGGAUUUCAAGCUGAUAGUGGAGCCUUCGGAUGCUCCUCCUUUCACUGUUGUCCUUUUAGCCCCAUCACGGCAGGAGAAAGCAGCGUGGACCAGUGACAUCAGUCAGUGCAUUGAUAAUAUAAGGUGCAAUGGAUUAAUGACAAUAGUGUUUGAAGAAAACUCCAAAGUCACAGUGCCACAUAUGAUCAAAUCCGAUGCCCGCCUCCACAGAGACGACAUUGACAUUUGUUUCAGCAAAACGCUGAAUUCCUGCAAAGUCCCCCAAAUCCGCUACGCGAGCGUCGAGCGCCUCUUGGAGCGGCUCACGGACCUGCGGUUCCUGAGCAUCGACUUCCUGAACACCUUCCUGCACACCUACCGCAUCUUCACCACCGCCGCCGUGGUCCUGGAGAAGCUCUCYGACAUCUACAGGAGACCCUUCACGUCCAUUCCUGUCAGGUCCUUGGAGUUGUUCUUCGCCACCAGUCAGAACAACAGAGGAGAGUACCUGGCUGACGGGAAGUCACCACAUCUCUGCCGCAAAUUUUCUUCUCCUCCUCCCCUGUCACUCUCCAGGACCUCCUCUCCUGCCAGGACCCGAAAACUGUCGCUGACCUCCCCGCUGAACUCCAGGAUCGGCGCCCUGGACCUGUCUGCUUCGUCUGUGGCCAGCAGUCCUACCUCAAACUACAGCCCCGCCACAUCACCCCCACCCACGGGCAGCAAGGCGCCGCUGGACCUGAGCCGGGGGCUGUCAUCCCCYGAGCAGAGCCCGGGCUCAGCCGAGGACAGCCUGGAGAACCCWCGCCUGGACCUGUGCAACAAGCUGAGGAGGAGCAUCCGCAGAGCAGCAGUUCUCGAAUCUGUGUCAGUGGACAGGACUAUUCCUGAAAGCACCUCAGUAGUGGACACCGCAGAGCUGUCCCCGUGCCGGUCCCCUUCGACACCGCGUCACCUCCGCUACCGUCAGCCAGGAGUGCAGACUGCUGACAACAGCCACUGCUCMGUUUCUCCUGCUUCUGCUUUUGCAAUUGCCACAGCUGCAGCUGGGCACGGGAGCCCACCAGGGUUCAACAACUCGGAGCGCACGUGUGACAAGGAGUUCAUCAUCCGCAGGGCCGCCACCAACCGCGUCCUCAACGUCCUGCGGCACUGGGUCUCCAAACACUCACAGGAUUUUGAGCUGAACAACGACUUGAAAAUGAAUGUGUUAAACUUGCUGGAGGAGGUUUUAAGAGACCCUGACCUUCUGCCACAGGAAAGGAAAGCCACUGCAAACAUACUGAGGACUCUUUCUCAGGAUGAUCAAGAUGAUAACCAUUUGAAAAUAGAGGAUAUCAUUCAGAUGCCAGACUGCCCCAAACCCGAGUGCUUCGAGACGCUGUCGGCCAUGGAGCUGGCGGAGCAGAUCACCCUGCUGGACCACGUCGUGUUCCGCAGCAUCCCCUACGAAGAGUUCCUUGGGCAGGGCUGGAUGAAAGUGGAUAAAAAUGAGAGAACGCCCUAUAUUAUGAAAACCAGUCAACAUUUUAAUGAUAUGAGCAACCUGGUGGCCUCGCAGAUCAUGAGCUACGCCGACGUCCCCUCGCGGGCCAGCGCCAUCGAGAAGUGGGUGGCGGUGGCCGACAUCUGCCGCUGCCUGCACAACUACAACGGGGUCCUGGAGAUCACCUCGGCCCUCAACAGGAGUGCCAUCUACAGGCUCAAGAAAACCUGGGGGAAGGUCUCCAAACAGACAAAAGCUCUCAUGGACAAGCUUCAGAAGACUGUGUCAUCUGAAGGAAGAUUUAAGAACCUGAGAGAAAUGCUCAAAAACUGUAACCCACCUGCUGUUCCCUACCUUGGGAUGUACCUGACCGACCUGGCAUUUAUCGAGGAAGGAACACCCAACUUCACUGAGGAAGGCCUUGUCAAUUUUUCCAAAAUGAGAAUGAUCUCGCACAUUAUCAGGGAAAUCCGCCAGUUCCAGCAGAGCUCCUACCGCAUCGAGCACCAGCAGAAGGUCACUCAGUACCUGCUGGACAAGACGCUCAUCAUGGACGAGGACACCCUGUACGAGCUCUCGCUGAAAAUCGAGCCCCGGCUCCCYGCCUGACGCCCCCGAGCCUUCUCACAGCUUCAGCACACUCACCACCAUGCAUGCCAUCUCCUAGGGACUGCAGGGAAAAUCCUGAGAAGAAUGCCAGCUCUCUUUUGGGAUAAGAGAUACAGAGCUUCGCAGCGCUUUCCUCUUGGGCAACGCAAAUGAGUGUUGGGGGUGAAAGACAAACACUUCCUACCUGCAUUCAGUGAUUUCUGCUUUGCUAAGAUCAUGCUUGGCAUUAGGGACUGAUUUAAUGGAAAUCAGGAGACUUUCCUGUGAACAGGCACUCAUUGCAGCCAUCUCACAUGAGAGGUUAAGGGUACGGAUUUAAAUCGUGGUAAAUGUAUUUAGGGGUAUUAGGAGAAAAAAGCAAAGUGAGAUGGCUGGGUUGAUGGCUAACUAUGUGUUCACUGGGGCAGUAAUGGCUGUGGCAUCCUCAUAUUGUGUUAAUUUCAUUGAAAAARCAGGAUUUUAGCAGUCAUCUACUACUUUGGAGUGAUACUAAGACAGCAUCUAGUAACAUCAGAUCUGCAGCUGUUCAGAGCACCACACCCGCUGUACAUCUAAUGCUACUGUCUAUAAAACAUGUUCUUCUUYAAACGUCUCAUCAGCCUUCUCUAAGGUGACUGAUUGUAUCUACAGAAAAGAUUUGUAAAUACCUUUUAAAUCAGCGAGAAUAUUCACAGCGUGGAGAGCAGAUGGACUGGAGGAACAGCUGUGAAAGCUGCCAGGCGGGCAGGUGAGGGUGCUGCAGGGGAUGCUGAGCCCCUGCACGCAGCUCUGCAAGAGCCACUUUAUUCUCUGCACCUCCUGCAGCUUCCCUGACGAGUCAGGACGCAGAGCACUUUCUGGACACACUGUGGAGAGAAAUACCUGCCUGUCUGRCAGCAGCUGGUGAUCAGCACUCGGAGCUGGAGCGACACUUGUGUUUUACGUGGAGUCGGUGGUUUGAAAAACGUCCUUUUUUUGUGUGUGUGUGUGUGUUCUGCCAUUUGGCACUGAUUCAUCUGUAAAAUCAAASGUGUCAGUGGCAAACAGUGAAUGCCAGCAAACACAGAGUAUGUAUUUUUAUCUGAGCUAGCAAUUAUCACUUGCAUAUGUUUGAGAAAAUGUGGUGUUUGUAAAUGUUUGCAGAGCCCCUGCUUUUGUGACGUACGGGGUAGGUAGAUGUCAUUUCUACAGUAGUUGGUAUUUGUUGUAUUUUCCUCAUCAAGAGUGGCCUGUCGUAGCUGCAUGGGAAGCGAGCUCAAAUGCUCUGAAGGGUAUCAUAGUACAAAAAACACAGGUGUUAGCACUGCUGAAAACAAAAAUUGGCUGGAAAAGUGUCCUUACUUUUCCAAUGAUACUCAGCCAGUUGAAGAAAUAGGGCUAUAUCACCGUAUACCUCCCUUAAAUCCUCUCAGGGAGWCAGAAGUUUAAAGUAGAUUGUGACUUAGGCCUGUUUGAUCUGACAUAACUCACACAGUUGUGAUGCUUCUUAGCGCUGGCGAUGGAAAAUGGAGCUGCCUGGCUUGUGGUUUUUGUCUUUAUUUGCACUUUAAUGACGUUGCUGGCCCGGCCCAGAGCUGCACAAUGAGUUCCGUUCUGUUCGUGGUGUCUCAGUGUGCCCGCUCUGUCUGAGCAUUUGCAAAUGUACCUUAGAACUGUAAAUUUCAUUAAGGACCAUCUCCCUGUAAAUAACUGCAUGGGGAAGAGUCACAGAUACUCAAAAUUCCUCUGUUAGAGAAGCAGACAGCAGGAGAGAAGGAAAUGCUAGGAACACUUUAAAUAGCUCUGGCUAAUGAUUGCUGUAGAAAUCUUACUUAUAGAAGCUUUUUGUUGUAAAAAAAUGUGUUUGUUUCUUUUGACUAAUGAUUGACAAGGAGCUGAUUGCAUCCCAAUGCAUGAUACGAGGAGAAAAAAAAAAAAAAAAAAAGCAUAGUUUAUUUGGACCACAACACCAACUGUGUAUUUUCUGUACAAAAGCAGCUGCCGCUCAGUAGUUUCAUAAAAGACUUUGAAGUAACGGAGCAGCGGGGAAAAUGUGGUCCAAAAAGUGACUUUUAAGUGGUUUUUAUUGUUUCCUUGUUGACGAGGUGUACCAGCUGUCUGUUGUACGCUGUGAAGUGCUGCUGUUCCCGUACCCCGCUGUACCAAAUCCGCCCUCUCUCUUUUCGGGGUCACAGGGUCUCGCUGUUUGCUCGUGCUGCUGUCGCGGUGUCGCAGUGUCGCUGUUCCUGCCCGGGGACACUCAGCCCCUCGGGAAAGCACAUCCUGCUCCUGUGCCAAAGUGCCGCUUGAGAAUCACCAGAGUUGGAUUCUUGCUUUUGCUUGUAGCGACAGCAGCAGCAGAAAUGAACCGAUUGCGGUGGCCGGACUGUCUGAGUGCUGACAGCCAGCGUUGAUGCUUUUGCUUGGGGAUACAAUGCUUUUGUCAAAGCACAGAGGAAGAGGAGAGGGUGCACCUUGUCACCCGCAGCCCCGGGCGGGGCUGAGGCUCCAGGAGCACAUCUGGAGCAGCUGUUCCGCAGCACGGCCGGUGCUGCUCUGUGCCCCGGGCUCCACCUGCGAGCGGCCCGAGUGCCUCUGCCGCAGCCCCGCGGUGUGUCCGGGCUGCGGCCACGGUCAGCAGGCCAUGGUCAGCAGGCACUUGGUCCGUGCGAGGCUCGGCCAGCGUGUCCAGCCGAGCCCGCACCCACAGAGAUCUCACCCAUCCCGCUGUUUGCCUCUGGGCUCUCCCGGCGAUGUCUUUUUAGGAUGCGGGAGCAUCCCAGACUCUGUUCGCUGCCGAGGGAGGAUUCCCCGGAGCCAGAAGGGCCGAAGCGCCUGUCCCGUUGCCUUGUGAGCCCCGUCCCUCCCGGGCAGGGCCGGGCCGCUGGCGGCGAUGGGGAUAAAGCGUUUUUUUAUCGCCCGCCAGCCCCGGCGGAGCCCCGAGCCCGGCAGGACACGGACAGCGCUCCACACUCGCUCACACAGGGUUAGAGUUGCCUUCACCCCAGCCUUCACCCCGCGCUGUGUCCGUGACCGAGCCCGUGAGUUUCUCAUCGCUGCAAACCUCUCUGCAAACCAAACCCGUGCGAUUCGCCGUGGCAAAUUCCUGUGUGUUUGUUCUGUCCCUCCCCUCCGGCCGGUCCUGUCGCACACAGACACGUAGCGUCGUGGUGAGAGGUGACAACUGCCACCGAUCACCCUGAUUUUAGAGUAAGGRGGAGGUCCCUGUUCUCUUUCUGCUUUCCUAGUUUUUAACACUGAUUAUUGCUCUGUAGGAUAAAAACGAACUUAAUAUUUUAAUUAUUUAUUAACUUAAACUGUGUUGAUUUUCAUUUCAGGACAUGUUAAUUAUCCCAAUUUUUCCUUCAUGUUUCUUAUUUAUUUUAAGGGUUUUACAAAGACAUUGUUUUAUUUGUAUCAAUAUUCAGUUUCUCCUCCCUUCUCUCUUAGCAACAACAUUAAAUCUUGAUGAUUUGACAUUCUCACCCACAGAGACAUUUUUACUCACUGAUAAUUUUACUCAUCCAGGGCAAAACCCUUCAGACCUCAUUCUGAUGAUACCUUAGGCUUCACCGAGAGCUUUUCAUAYGUCUUUGGGGAUCUGGCUCUCAGCUAUUUGCCUGUUACAGUUUUUGCCUCCAAAGGUCAAAUGUCUCUGUCUAGGAAGCUUUUUGUCCAAAAUGCUGCUCAAUGAUGGUUGUUCUGUUGUACCUUUAUUCCUGAAGUAGUCUGGAGUUCUGUUGCCUAGGACAGUAGACGUGUGUUCAUUUGGCAGAUGUACCUAUAUCUAACGUGUUACUUAGUGCACAAUCCGGAUGUUUUUGCAUGUAUUGCAACUUCUCUUUUGACCUGAGGUAUUGCUUUGUAUUGUUAGUAAGGCAUUCCAGGCGAGCUGUUGUGCCUGUGUGCUAAUAAACAUUCUUUUCUUU
Molecule: messenger RNA, 7687 nt
Organism: Malurus melanocephalus (red-backed fairy wren)
Lineage: Eukaryota; Metazoa; Chordata; Aves; Passeriformes; Maluridae
Gene: RASGRF2
Product: Ras protein specific guanine nucleotide releasing factor 2
Exons: 27
Coding region: 57-3800 (1247 amino acids)
Biological process (GO): positive regulation of GTPase activity; Ras protein signal transduction
Cellular component (GO): plasma membrane
Molecular function (GO): guanyl-nucleotide exchange factor activity; protein binding
Source: RefSeq, a predicted model, not a curated record